Messenger RNA from Pocillopora meandrina, 3182 nucleotides. The record is from the annotation of a GenBank genome assembly. Lineage: Eukaryota; Metazoa; Cnidaria; Anthozoa; Scleractinia; Pocilloporidae.
AUGAAUCGCCCUACAUUAACGCCUUUUUUGCUUGUAGCGAUUUUGUGCAUAGGAGGAAUCUCUGAUUGUACAGCUGUGGAUCAAGGCCUCCGUUUGCAGAGUUAUUCCGCAGACCACGUAGAGGGAUGUUACGUCCACAAUAAAACCUUGGGCGUCUGCUUCGAUAUUCGUGAAGGAUUCAUGAAAUUGUUAAAGGCCAAUGGCGAUGAGAUGGUUCUUUACAUGGACCUUGGACCUGAAAUGUUUUACUACAACAUUAUGGGUCAGGGUUUCAUUGGGUAAGUAUGUGAUUCAGUCCUCAUUUGGAAAUGGCUACCAUUAAUUACAUCGAAGGACGAAAGAGGGCCUUCGUUUUAAUUUUCCUCUUAAAUAUUUAUAUUAGUUUCAAAGGGUAGUUCCUUAAAGUGCUCAUGACGCGAAAUUUUUUUUUUGCAUUUUAUGCUUGAUAGCUGUAUUUAAAAUUAGAAAUAAUCGACCUUAGCGCCUAGCGAGUUCUCCUUGACCAUUAUUGGGGCAUUGAAGGUACGAUUUGGCAGCCAAAAUGUGUCCCUGUUACGCGCGCGGCCAAAAUGACCAUGUUACGUAGCUGUGACGUAGAAAACUGUGAACACACGUGGUCAAUUAUGGUUAAAGGAGAAAUCAGUAAGGUAGGACGAACGUAUUACGUGGCCGAAGCGCCAAAUGAUGUUAGCUACAAGAAUAAUACACAUAAACUGGGUAUUUCUAUACACUACUUUCGAAAGGAUGUAGCUGUAUGGCCAAAAUAGACGCGUUUCGAUCGUCGAUAUCGAGAAGAUUUUACUCUUCGACGUCGUCGGCCUUUUGCUCCGUAACGGCUUCGAAGACGCCUGUUACGAGCACAUACCACUUGUCAAAUCAGGGGAAGAUAACCAAUGAAUUCGCCUAAAAAGAAUGCUGAUUAAGGGGCUAGUUUCUACACCGUACACGUUAAUCUAACAUUCUUUUCGGCUGACGUUUCGCAAGCGAAGAAUGGUGAUCUCCUUAUUGUUGUUUAUUUCACGCGCUUGAGAUGUACUCAUACUCCUUGUCUUUCCACAUGACUACAUUUGCGCUUUUCUUAUCGUAUGAAAAUCCUACCAAUUGUAGUUUCCAUCGUAUUUUAAUAACAGAUUUACAUCAUUUGUAAUGAAGUUCAAGCCCUUUCCUGAGCUGACCGUUAUCCUGUUUCGAACUGUUGCGUAACAGUGCGAAACCUCUGGCAGAUACUGGCGUAAAGACAAGUAUGAAGGGGCCGUGAAUUCUCCUAACCUUGGUUUCCGAAGGGUCAUCCCACAAGCUAUCAAUUACUCCCUGCCCUCAAGAAACUAAAAGCAGCAACAGUAGCAUUAUCAUUGUGAUAACAGCGCUGCCACGAGAUAAAUAAGGAAACACUAAUUUUAUUGAAUUAGAUGGUACCGAAUCCAAGUGCCUUGUUACAUGUACAGUCGAUGCGUACGAAAUAUUCAUUUAUAGUACUAAUGUCAGAUUUUUCCUUUGAGCGGAAUGGGUCAUAUGACAAUGCUGCACUUAAACCAAAGAAGUUUUUCUCUAUUAAAAUUCCUAUUUGAGAUUAGCUUGAAUCAGAUGACUAUAAACUCACUCGUUUUCCGUUCGGUUUGAGGGGCUCGACGAUCACGACGACAGCCUCUGCCUUUGCGAUCUCUGAGGAAAGCAGAAACUUGCGGUGAAACUGCUCGAUGAAUUUUCGGAAAAAAUUCAUCGUGCCUCGUGACACAGCUGAUUCUUUCGUAAAAAGCUAGCUUUUGGUUUACCAAAGGAAUUUCUCUACAACAACGAAACUCUCGAGCACGGAGGGGAACCUUCAACGCACUUAGUGCGAAGGAAUAAAAUGCUAUGGCAACAGAAUUGAACACAGCUACCCACUCUUAACGUAGAUUUCGUCAUAGAAAACAAAACACAAACGCAGCAAACUAAACAUUAAGUUACGGGUAUUUUUUGUUCUGAUCUUCACCUAAACACCGCAGGCGAGAAACCGUCUUUGUCAGUCUUUGUCGAAAUCUUCGUUUGAUGCAACGCGGUUCUCCUUCCUACGGCUGAACCGUACUCGCAACUUCCGGUAGAGCUUGCUGAAGAUAGGUAUACUUCGCUAUCGCACGUUAUUUCAAGAGUAUUUCAACGCUGACUGAUAUAAAAUUAUAAGAGAUGAGAGAGAUUUGCAAGUGUCAACUGAAAGUUUUCACCGUUUUCUACGUCAUCAGCCGCUAAUUCGUUACCAGUCCACGGGACACUUUUAAGACAAAAUAAGAGCACUUCAGGGUGCCAAAAGACCGAGUUUUAAGUUUUUAGAUAAUUUUCUCCCAUCGGAAUUGGUUUGUACAUAUGAUGAACUAAGUACUUACGCAAAAAAUAAAAAAUUCGUGUCAUAGGCACUUUAAGAAUUUCCAUGAUGUUCCUUUGUCUGCUUCAUUUUUGUCAAGAAUUAAAACAGGAUCGAUUGAUUUUUUAGUUCAUUAAUUGACCACUUUUCGGUUUGAAAUCCAUGCCAGAAAUCCAUUCUCUGCUCAAUCCUUUGCCAUCACUAAAUAAUUUGAUCCACAACAAGAAAGUGAUUUAAUUGGCAGAGCUUUUCCUCGUUCCACAGACAUGGUCCUUUAUCUGUUUAUGUCCCUGCCAACAUUCCCGCAAGUCCAGAAGCGCUGAGGGAGUUUUUGAGACGCAGUUCUCAGAAUGAUAAGGAACAAGAGGACCUCAUGAAGAAUCAUUACCUGGAAGCCAUAGGUGAGCUCCAGCAUGUCCCAGAAACUCACUUACUGGAGCAGCUGUCUGCGGCCCUGGGCGAUAACUCAACUCGUUUAGAAAUUCUCCAGCCUUUUCAUUCCUUGUGCUUCAACUUACUGAAAACUUCUGGUGUACAGAUCGCACCCGAGCUACGAGCUGCACAUGACGUGGAGGAAGAUUACGCUGAUUAUGGUCAAGACAGGCAGAAGCGCGGUUGCGUGAGGCCAACGGCGAAUAAAUGCCGCGGACUUUGCGGUAAAGGAUGUUGGUGCUGGAAGUGGUUUUGUGGAGAUUGCUGUUGGCAUCGGGGCUGUUAUGAGCAUGACCUGUGUUGCAAGAGGAAACCGUACAGUUCUUACUGUUUGGUGCCAAUUGGUUUAAAGUGUUCUGGUUUCAGUUCUUAUAAAAAAUGCAUGAAAGAAGGAUCAUGGUUGGGAAAAUAA